Messenger RNA from Acanthosepion pharaonis, 960 nucleotides. The record is from the annotation of a GenBank genome assembly. NCBI's taxonomy places the organism in Eukaryota, Metazoa, Mollusca, Cephalopoda, Sepiida, Sepiidae.
AUGCUUAUCCAUGGGAACUUCUUCUGGAGGAAAGCAAACCCGCUGCUUUCUCUGUCCAUUGCCUUCACAAAGUUCUUCAUUACUCCUAACUUGAUAGAAAAAUCUGAAAUUUAUCUUUCUUUCUCAUUUUUUCUCUCUCUUUCUGUCAUUUCUUUCUCCAUUUUCUUUUCUCUUCUUCUCCUCUCUUUUUUUAUCUCUUCUCUUUCCUCCUCUUUUUUUAUCUCUUCUCUUUCCUCCUCUUUUUUUAUCUCUUCUCUUUCCUCCUCUUUUUUAUCUCUUCUCUUUCCUCCUCUUUUUUUAUCUCUUCUCUUUCCUCCUCUUCUUUAUCUCUUCUCUUUCCUCCUCUUCUUUAUCUCUUCUCUUUCCUCCUCUUCUUUAUCUCUUCUCUUUCCUCCUCUUCUUUAUCUCUUCUCUUUCCUCCUCUUCUUUAUCUCUUCUCUUUCCUCCUCUUCUUUAUCUCUUCUCUUUCCUCCUCUUCUUUCUUCUCUCCUCUUCUUUCUUCUCUCCUCUUCUUUCUUCUCUCCUCUUCUUUCUUCUCUCCUCUUCUUUAUCUCUUCUCUUCUUUCUUCUCUCCUCUUCUUUAUCUCUUCUCUCCUCUUCUUUAUCUCUUCUCUCCUCUUCUUUAUCUCUUCUCUCCUCUUCUUUAUCUCUUCUCCUCUUUAUCUCUUCUCCUCUUCUUUAUCUCUUCUCUUUCCUCCUCUUCUUUCUUCUCUCCUCUUCUUUUCUUCUCUCCUCUUCUUUCUUCUCUCCUCUUCUUUCUUCUCUCCUCUUCUUUCUUCUCUCCUCUUCUUUCUUCUCUCCUCUUCUUUCUUCUCUCCUCUUCUUUCUUCUCUCCUCUUCUCUUUCCCCCUCUUCUUUCUCCUCUCCUUUCUCCUCUCUUGUUUCUCCUCUCUCCUCUCUCUUCUCUUAUCUCUUCUUACCUUUUUUUUUUUUUCUCUCCCUCUCUUCCUUUUUACAUAA